AUGAUAAACAUCAUAUACCUGAUUAUAUUGUUACAUAUUUUCAUAUUUGGAUCCUCAAUACAACAAAAAGAAACCCCAACUGUUCGAUGGGGACAGCAUUCCCAUAAAAUUACUUUGAUGGUUUUGAUUGAAUCAAUUUCAAAGCAAGAUGUUAAAUUUACAGAAAAUAAUAUUCACAUAUCUGCUACAAAUAAACACGGAGAAGACGUAGAAUUAAGCUUAGAUUUAUUAAGGCCAAUAAUACCCGAGAAAUGCUCUUAUAUUCAUCUUGAGAGAGGAUUAAAACUGACCAUUCAGAAGAAGAGCCAAGAACCAUGUUGGAAGCGUUUGACAAAAGAAAAAAAACUUAAUUUUUUAAUCAAAGACAAAAGCUUUGGAGAUCCCAAUGACUGUGAAGAUGCAAAACAUACAUGGCUCUUGGACUACAUGUUUUACAAAAGAAAAACAAAUCCUAUCAAACAAGAUGAACCAAAUAAAAAAAAUGAUCCCGUUCAAAAUAUAAUUGACAAUUUGAAAGAUUCACAGUCACAUUUUUCUAUACAUGAGUUUUAA
This is a messenger RNA of Plasmodium yoelii, 552 nucleotides long. RefSeq names its product HSP20-like chaperone, putative. The record is from RefSeq and is a predicted model, not a curated record. Lineage: Eukaryota; Apicomplexa; Aconoidasida; Haemosporida; Plasmodiidae. Gene Ontology annotation, cellular component: nucleus; cytosol. Gene Ontology annotation, molecular function: Hsp90 protein binding; protein-folding chaperone binding. The transcript has 8 exons. Gene Ontology annotation, biological process: chaperone-mediated protein complex assembly; protein folding. The coding region runs from base 1 to 552 and encodes 183 amino acids.